This is a messenger RNA of Fimicolochytrium jonesii, 1011 nucleotides long. Its product is annotated as mitochondrial tricarboxylate transporter. Bases 1 to 1011 code for a protein of 336 amino acids. The transcript has 7 exons. The record is from RefSeq and is a predicted model, not a curated record. Lineage: Eukaryota; Fungi; Chytridiomycota; Chytridiomycetes; Spizellomycetales; Powellomycetaceae. Gene Ontology annotation, biological process: mitochondrial citrate transmembrane transport.
AUGGCCUGGGAGAUGCCGAUGACAGUGGAUCGCCCCCUCUGGGUGGCAGCGGCGGAAAGCGACUACCAUCAGGCGCGACUUAUAUUCCUUCUCGUGAAACUCUCAAACAAAAAGGCCAAGAUUCCGGCGUCGCAUUCUUUAGCAGCAGGCGCAAUAGCAGGGGCGGUCGAAGCGACUUUCACAUAUCCAACUGAAUACGUCAAAACUCAGCUGCAACUGCAAAGUAAAACUAAGCCGGACCUCAAGCUCUUUGACGGACCAUGGGACUGUGUCAGGAAGACUGUCAGGGAAAAGGGGUUCUUUGGGCUUUAUAGGGGACUUUCCGCCUUAGUCAUUGGGACAGCAAGCAAAGCCGGUGUACGAUUUCUCGCAUUCGAGCAGUUCAAGAAGAUGCUGGCGGACGAGAAUGGGAAAGUGGCAGGGCAACGUAUCAUGUUGGCCGGGUUAGGAGCAGGAGUAGCAGAAGCUAUCAUCGCAGUAACACCAACAGAAACGAUAAAAACGAAGCUAAUCCAUGACCAAAACUCCCCAAACCCCAAAUACCACGGCCUCAUCCACGGCACACGCGCCAUCAUCCGCACCGAGGGGAUAGCAGGCAUCUAUCGCGGGAUGACGGCAGUGAUUGCGCGGCAAGGCGCGAACUCGGCUGUGCGGUUGACGACGUAUGGGCUUCUGAAGGACCGGGUGCAGGAUCGGUAUCCUGUGGAUCCGGUGACGAGGAAGAAUGUCGUGCCCUGGUAUGUUAACUUUGCCAACGGUGCGGUCGCAGGAAUCGUCACAGUUUACACCACCAUGCCCCUUGACGUCGUCAAGACGCGCAUGCAAGCACUCAACGCCAAAGAACUGUAUCAUAACUCCGUCCAUUGCUUGUAUCGAAUUACGACUGAGGAGGGUGUCAAGGCCCUAUGGAAGGGCGCUACGCCCAGGUUGGGGAGGUUGAUUUUCUCGGGCGGAAUCGUAUUUACAGUCUACGAGCAGAUCGUCGCAAUCCUGGCUAGAACUUCACGAUAG